This is a messenger RNA of Zymoseptoria tritici IPO323, 777 nucleotides long. RefSeq lists its product as uncharacterized. The record is from RefSeq and is a predicted model, not a curated record. The annotation marks the transcript as partial. Lineage: Eukaryota; Fungi; Ascomycota; Dothideomycetes; Mycosphaerellales; Mycosphaerellaceae. The transcript is spliced from 3 exons.
UACACAGCCGGAACCCCCAACGGCCAAAAAAUCAGCAUCGCGCUCGAAGAAUUGGGCUUAGAGUAUAAAGUCCACCAUGUCGAUCUCGAGAGAGAUGAGCAGAAGGAAGAGUGGUUUUUGAAGCUAAACCCCAACGGACGUAUCCCCGUGCUUACGGAUCAUUCUCCCCCGAUGCAUCCGGAGAAGGAAGUGCAUUUACAUGAAGGGUUGGCGAUUUUGCUGUAUCUCGCGGGGACUUAUCCUUUGAAGGGAAAGGGCAGUUUGACGUUUCCGCCGGAGAGUAAGGAGUAUUGGGAGUUAUUGGUGUGGUUGAGUUUUGCGCAGUCGCAUCUGGCGCCGAUGCAAGGCCAAGCGAACCAUUUCCACCGCUACGCUCCCGAGAAAAUCCAGUAUGGCAUUGAACGGUAUCAGACGGAGACGAAACGGCUCUAUGGCGUGUUGAAUACCCGGCUGGUGGAGCAGGAGAGUGUGGGGGAAGGGUUGUGGUUGGUCGGAGGGAAGUUUACGGUGGCGGAUAUUUGUGCUUUCAGCUGGGUGAAUUGGGGGGAGUGGGCGGGUGUGAGGUUGGAAGAUGGAGGAGGGGAGGGGUGGGAGGGGUUAAGGAGGUGGGUGGACGUGAUUCAGGGGAGGGAGGGGGUGAAGAGGGGGGUGGAUGUGCCGGAGAAGUUUGUGAUGAAGGAGAAGAUGAAGACCAAGGAGGGAGAGGAGGAGUUUGCGAGGUAUCAUGGGAAUUGGGUGGUGAAGGGGAUGGAGGAGGAUCGGGAGAAGCAUAAGUAG